Messenger RNA from Drosophila navojoa, 1007 nucleotides. It is a transcript of the gene CARPA, whose product is annotated as Carbonic anhydrase-related protein A. Gene Ontology annotation, molecular function: zinc ion binding; carbonate dehydratase activity. Gene Ontology annotation, biological process: one-carbon metabolic process. The record is from RefSeq and is a predicted model, not a curated record. NCBI's taxonomy places the organism in Eukaryota, Metazoa, Arthropoda, Insecta, Diptera, Drosophilidae.
UUUCGCUCUGCUCCUGUCUCACAUGCGUUUCCUUUUCAUUUCAGAGGUCCUGUCCAGCUGGGAGGAAUGGUGGACAUACGACGGCAUCUCGGGUCCCAGCUUCUGGGGUCUCAUCAAUCCGCAGUGGAGCAUGUGCAACAAAGGACAUCGACAGUCGCCCAUUGAUGUGGUGCCCGACAAGCUGCUCUUCGAUCCAUACCUGCGACCGCUGCACAUUGACAAGCACAAGGUUUCCGGCACGCUGCACAACACGGGUCAAUCACUCGUCUUUCGCGUGGACAAGGACACAAAGCAGCACGUGAACAUAUCCGGAGGUCCUUUGGCCUAUCGCUACCAAUUCGAAGAGAUUUACAUACACUACGGCACCGAGAACAGUCGCGGCUCCGAGCACUACAUACAGGGCUACAGUUUUCCGGGCGAGAUACAAAUCUAUGGCUUCAACAAGGAGCUGUACCACAACAUGUCCGAGGCGCAGCAUAAAUCGCAGGGCAUUGUCGGACUCUCGUUGAUGGUGCAAAUUGGCGAAACGCCCAAUCCCGAGCUGCGCAUCAUAACGAGCACAUUCAACAAGGUUCUCUAUAGAGGCUUCUCGACGCCCAUACGGCACAUAUCGGUGCGAUCGCUGCUGCCGAACACGGAUCAGUAUAUCACGUACGAGGGAUCCACCACGCAUCCGGGCUGCUGGGAGAGCACGGUCUGGAUACUAGUUAAUAAACCCAUCUAUAUCACCAAACAAGAGUUAUAUCAACUCCGUCGACUGAUGCAAGGCUCCGAGAGUACACCGAAAGCUCCAUUAGGUAAUAAUGCGCGACCCGUGCAAAGUUUACACCAUAGAACCGUAAGGACGAACAUAGAUUUUAAGCGUCAUAAGCAGAAUCAAAAUGCAUGUCCUUCCAUGUACAAGGAUAUGUACUAUCGUGCGAAUCGCUGGUCCCCAGAUACAGGACUCCUGAUGCGUUGACAACAACAACAACAACAACAACCAGAUCAACUAAAACAACACCAAC